GCGCGCGCUCCCGCCCGCCCGCUGGUUCGCUCGGCGGCGCUCGGAGGCGUGCGGGGCGCCCAGCCCGGCUCGGGGGGAUGCGGCGGCGGAGGUGGCGGGGCCGCGGGCCGGGAGGGCGGGCGCGGGGAUGAGCGUGGGCGGCCGCCGCCAUGUCCAAGGUAACGGCGCCCGGGCCCGGGCCGGCGGCGGGCGGGAAGGAGAAGCGCUCCUUCAGCAAGCGGCUGUUCCGGAGCGGCCGCGCGGGCGGCGGCGCGGGGGCCCCCGGAGCGCCCGGGCCGGCCGCGCCCUCGCCGUCGGCGGCGCGCUCGGUGGGCAGCUUCAUGAGCCGCGUCCUCCGGACGCUGUCCACGCUCUCGCACCUGAGCUCCGAGGGCGGCAGCCCGGACCGCGGCCCCCUCCACGGCUGCUUCCCGCCCGGGCCGCCCGCGCCGCCGCCCGGCCCGCCGCCCGCGCCGCCCGCGCCGCCCGCCUGCGAGCCGGUGCCCGGCGUGGCGGGGCUCCGCAACCACGGCAACACGUGCUUCAUGAACGCCACGCUGCAGUGCCUCAGCAACACCGAGCUCUUCGCCGAGUACCUGGCGCUCGGCCAGUACCGCGCCGGCCGGCCCGAGCCCGAGCCGGAGCCGCCCGCCGGCGCCCCCGCGGGCGAGGUCACCGAGCAGCUGGCGCACCUGGUGCGCGCCCUCUGGACGCUGGAGUACACGCCGCAGCACAGCCGCGACUUCAAGAGUAUUGUGUCAAAGAAUGCACUGCAGUACCGGGGGAACUCCCAGCACGAUGCCCAGGAGUUUCUGUUGUGGCUUUUGGACCGAGUUCACGAAGACCUCAAUCAUGCUGUGAAGCAGAGCGGCCAGCCUCCUGUGAAGCCACCAUCAGAGUCUGAUAUGAUGCCUGAGGGACCAUCUUUUCCUGUCUGUAGCACUUUUGUACAAGAACUUUUUCAAGCCCAAUACAGAUCCUCCCUGACAUGUCCUCAUUGUCAGAAGCAGAGCAACACUUUUGACCCUUUCCUCUGCAUUUCUUUGCCAAUCCCUCUACCCUACACAAGGCCUCUCUAUGUCACCGUAGUGUACCAAGGAAAGUGUUCUCACUGCAUGCGGAUUGGCGUGGCCGUGCCUCUGUCGGGGACUGUCGCCAGACUUCGGGAAGCAGUGUCUCUGGAAACAAAGAUCCCCACUGACCAGAUUGUGUUAACAGAAAUGUACUAUGAUGGGUUCCAUCGUUCCUUUUGUGACACAGAUGACCUGGAAACAGUCCAUGAAAGCGACUGCAUUUUUGCCUUUGAGACUCCAGAAAUAUUCAGGCCUGAAGGAAUUCUCAGUCAGAGAGGAAUUCACUUAAACAACAAUCUGAACCACCUAACAGUUGGCUUGGCCCAUCAUAGACUGUCUUCUGCACACGCAGCUGCAAAGCAGGGGAAAGUGGAGCUGCCCGUGAUGAGAGCAGAGAGUGACAAGAUCGUCCUGCUGGUGUGCAACCGCGCCUGCACCGGGCAGCAGGGAAAGAGGUUUGGACAGCCUUUUGUGCUGCACUUGGAGAAGACAGUAGCCUGGGACCUGCUGCAGAAGGAAAUCUUGGAGAAGAUGAAAUAUUUCCUGAGGCCCACGGUUUGCAUUCAGGUGUGUCCUUUCAGUUUGCGUGUGGUCAGUGUGGUGGGAAUAACAUAUUUGCUGCCCCAGGAAGAGAAGCCACUGUGCCACCCAACGGUAGAAAGGGCAUUAAAAUCGUGUGGACCGGGUGGCACUGCUCAUGUGAAAUUAGUGGUAGAAUGGGACAAGGAGACAAAAGAUUUCUUGUUUGUAAAUACUGAAGAUGAGUAUAUCCCUGAUGCAGAGAGUGUCCGUCUGCAACGGGAGCGUCAUCAUCAGCCUCAAACUUGCACUUUAUCCCAGUGUUUCCAACUCUACACCAAAGAGGAGCGGCUGGCCCCCGACGACGCCUGGCGCUGCCCGCACUGCAAGCAGCUGCAGCAGGGGAGCAUCACGCUGAGCCUGUGGACGCUGCCGGACGUGCUCAUCGUCCACCUGAAGCGGUUCCGGCAGGAAGGAGACAGGCGUGUGAAACUUCAGAACAUGGUCAAGUUCCCCUUGACUGGCCUGGACAUGACGCCUCAUGUGGUUAAGAGAAGCCAGAGCAGCUGGAGUUUGCCAUCCCAUUGGUCUCCAUGGCGACGACCUUAUGGACUCGGGAGGGACCCUGAGGACUACGUCUAUGACCUGUAUGCUGUGUGCAAUCAUCAUGGCACCAUGCAAGGGGGGCACUACACAGCCUACUGUAAGAACUCCGUGGACGGGCUCUGGUACUGCUUUGAUGACAGUGACGUGCAGCAGCUGUCGGAAGAUGAGGUCUGCACACAGACGGCCUACAUCCUCUUCUAUCAGCGGAGGACAGCAAUACCGUCAUGGUCGGCCAACAGCUCGGUGGCAGGCUCCACGAGCUCCUCCCUGUGCGAGCACUGGGUGAGCCGGCUGCCGGGGAGCAAGCCCGCCAGCGCCACCUCGGCAGCUUCCUCCCGACGAACCUCCCUGGCCUCGCUGUCUGAGUCCGUGGAGAUGACGGGGGAGAGGAGUGAAGACGAUGGAGGUUUCUCGACGCGACCGUUCGUGAGGAGUGUCCAGCGCCAGAGCUUGUCAUCCAGGUCUUCUGUCACCAGCCCCUUGGCCGUCCAUGAAAACUGCAUCAGACCUUCUUGGUCCCUGUCUGCCAAGCUGCAGAUGCGCUCCAGCUCUCCUUCCCGGUUCUCAGGGGACUCUCCGGUUCACGCCUCCACCUCCACCUUGGAGAAGAUCGGGGAGGCGGUGGAUGACAAGGCCUCCAUCUCUUGCUUUGGUAGCUUGAGGAGCCUUUCUAGCAGUUCCCAGGACCCGGGCGGCGCUCCCAGCCGACGGGAGCACAAGGCUGUGGGCCGGGCCCCUCUGGCUGUCAUGGAAGGCGUGUGCAGAGACGAGCCAGACGCCCACAGAUCAAGCUCCGGUGUGGCAGACACACAGAGCAAACACUCAGCACAAGGGGCUCGCUUGCCCCCCGUGUCUGAUCCAUUUGAUAACAAUAACCAGAUAGCUUACGUGGAUCAGAGCGAUUCUGUAGAUAGUUCUCCUGUCAAAGAGGUGAAACCCCCAAGCCACCCAGGCUCCCUCACAAAGAAACCAGAGAGCACAACCAAGAGUUCCCCCAGCUGCAAAGGCGCGUCUGAGCCCGACAGAAGCUUGCGGAAGGGGAGGUCGGUCUUGGUGAGCCGGGGGUCAUCUCAGUCCAGCACCUCCCCUUCCUCUCCGGUUUCUGCCAAAGUGUCUGUGAAGCCCCCCCGCUCCCGAAGCAAAGCGGAGUCUUCCGGGGCCCCCACCCCUCCCAGGAAGGAGCCCUCCCCCAGAGCCCAGGACUCGGUGGCCUCUCCUUCGCCCCAGAAGCCGAAGGCAGCUUCUUCCCUCACGUGCACUGCUUCCUCCACCCCUGCCAAAAAGGCCUCGGGCCCUGCCGCCAGGGGCCCCUGCCCACCAGGGAAGGGCAGGACUGCGGAGCGGAGCCUAAGUGGUGAGGGCUCCAGACAAAGCCUGGUUUCUGACCGAGCCGGGGUCCCCUCCAGCUCCAAGCCCAACUCCCCUCGGGGGAGCCAGGCCAGGGCGGGGGAGGGCCGGGGGGACGGGAAGCAGGUCAGGAGCUCCUCCAUGGCCAGCCUGCGCUCCCCCAACGCGAGUGUGAAGGCUGGUCUGAAGCGGGACAGCAAGUCGGAUGAGAAGGGGCUGUCCUUCUUCAAGUCCGCCUUGAGGCAGAAGGAGACGCGGCGGUCCACUGACCUCGGCAAGACGCCCUUGCUCUCCAAGAAGGCAGGUGGGAGCUCCGUCAGGUCGGCCUGUAAGAACGCCGGGGAGGACAAGGCGGAGAAGGGGCACCGGCCUCCAGCCUCCCAGCAGCCAAAUGCCAGUUCCGUUGGGAAAGAGCAGCUUGCCUCCAAGGACCCUGCUUCUGCUAGACAUUCCCUGCUGUCCAGUCGCAGAUCCAAGUCUUCCCCGCUAGACUGCGGAGCACCCGCAUCUCCUGGUGGCAGGCAGUCCGCCGAGAAGUCCUCCCAAAGGUUACCUUCGAGCAUGCCAGCCUCUGCACGGCCUCCGAAACCUCAAUGACGCCGCUGCGCUCCAGUGCGACCUGCGACACGUUUAUUUAUUUAGAACCCUCCCCUCCCACCAAAGCCCUCUAUGCUUUUGUAUUUUUUGGGUCAUGUGCCUGAUGUGUGUGCUUGCGUGCGUGUAUGAGUGCGUGCGUGUGUGUGUGUGUGUGUGUGUGUAUUUCAAUUGCAAAUUGUUAAAAGCGUCGCCUUAUUCUGCCAUUGAACCAAAUAACAGCCAUAGGCAAAGCAUCAAUACCGAGCUAACUGGAAAAAUCACAGAUGAUUCCCUGGACAGUCCCUGUAGCAGUUGUACAAAUUUCUUUAGAGAACUCUAAUGACUCGUUGGACACUAGGGUUUGGAACCUGGGACCAGUCAAGCUGCUCUGCAGAAGGAUGAGUUAUUUGACCUGGGGUUCAGCUGAGCAGGACUUGUCCUCACGGGGACUGUCAUGUGGCACCAGGAGUUCUAAAAACUGUGACACUAACAGAGACAAACCGAGAGAAAACGGUUGCUUCCUGCACUUUGGCCCCAUCUACCAGUCUUUGUAAAGGGCAAUAUUUUAACACUAAUGUUUCUCAGGUAUAUAUACUCAGCCAGGUUAGGGAGGAUGUGUAUCUGUAAGAGGGUUAGAGAGAGGUGGCCUGUCAGUGACUGUCAGUCCUCCUGCCACACACGGACAGUUUCAGAGGUGGAAGCAGUCGUUCGCUACUUUCCUAUCGGCAGAGAUGUGGGUCCCAAGAUGUGGCAGAUCGGGUAAAGCCAGUCACUCGUAGUUACGGUUUUCCCUCCUGCAUUUGCUAGUGAAGGCCAUUGGGAGUUUGAAAAGUAGUAGAGCAGUAGAGGAAUCUUUUAAAGAUUCCUGGGAAAAGAAAAAGAAUUCUCAACGGCACACAUGAAUCUCUCCCAUUUCCCUCUGGUGUUGCUUUUUCUGUGUUGGACGUUGAAAGCUCCAUGCCCGCGUCUCCACACUCUGGUAAGUCAUGACGAGGAAAGAAGUUGCUAAGGCCAGAAGUCAGUGGUAGGUGAAGCGACGUGUAACAAAGUAUUACAUACACGUUUCUGAUACUGCCUGUCGGGCUCAGUGUGACUGCUCUUCAGCAAUUCACUUCCUUCUUCGUGCUUAAGAUUGAAUCUCUCGCCAGAACUCGGCGGGGUCAGCGCAGGUUCUGUGUGGCCCUGUCUGUGCCAGUUGCAUUUUCUGGUUAGAUGAGAACCUCACAGACAUCUCACAGAUAAGCAAGAUACUGGUUUUCCAAGCUCUCUGGGGGUAUCCUGGCAAGUUUUAGUUUUUCCUCCUUUUUCUAAAUGUCAAGAGAGUCUUGGUUCUCAUUCUAUUUGAAUAGCAUUUGUCACUUUGCUGUGAAAUACAGCAUGCUAUGUUUAUAUGCUCUUAAAUACUAACUUACAAAAAACUCACAGGCUCUCAAGUUCUCCCUGAACUCCUGGUGCAUGGACGCAUGUAUAAUCCCCCUUCAGUCCUGCUGUGUGUGAGGCGACCACACACACAUGCACACACACACAUGGCUGUGAAUUCUGCACUGCCUUUUGUUGUUUUUCCAUGAAUACCUCUUGGGAAAUGUUUCCAGUAGGUUACUUAACUUUAUUUUGCUGCUAAUUUGAGCAUUAGCAGGUAACUCACAAGUCUGGAGGCCGUUUUUGUUGAGGGUAGCUGGAAUUUUAGACCCUUGUGAUAGCUAAGACUCCCUCGGCUUGUGGAAGUUGCCGUAGUGCUCCGUGACAUUUCCUGAGCACGCGUGUCUGCCCCGUGCCCAGUCCUAUGGCUCCAGAGCAGCGCUGCUCCUCGGCGCAGUGACUGCCGAUGCCCGCCUGCUGGGAUGUUCUCGCUUCUGACCACACGUGGACAGCCGGUCUGUUUGGCAUUGGUUUUCUGUAUCACAAAUGUGGGAGCGCCAGUAUCAGGAAUUCAGUGUUUGUCUUAUUGGAACCUCUCAUCAUCCUUUUGCCGGCAAACCACAUUUGAAAUCUAUCUGCAUCUCUGCAAAGUGUCAGAAUUAUAGUUUGGCUACAUAACAGGUUUUAUGAACACCUUUUGGGGCUAUAAUCAUUUAGGCAUGAAUGGAAGGUAGUUUAAUUUUCACAGUGGUAAAUAUUUUUAUUCUUGAGUGCUUCAGGAAUGGAUUUUCCAUUUGGUUUAGUGUCCUAAAAAGCACACUACAAACUUCUUUAAUUUUCCAUGCGGUCUAGAAAUAAAAUUUCAGUAUCUAUAAAAUUGUAUGCUUAUGAAUUUAGUCCUUGUUUCAGAUUUAAAUGGAAAAAUCAGGAAGUAUUAUGGCAUUGUCUAGGCAUCUCUAAGCGAUUACAUUGCUGCGCUUAAGCAGUGAAAAGUUCAUCCCUGAUCAUCAGGCACAGACGUUCAGCCGCCGAGAAGGCUGUCUGGCCCAGAAGUUUGCAGGUCUCUGAGGUGUGGGGAGUGGUUACUUGGUUCAGUUCAGGCCUUCGGUAGGUUAGGGACUUGGUGUUGGUUUUGUUUUUUCCCCGGUGACGUUCGGUGCAAUGAGCAAUACGUUUGGGGUUGGAAAUAACCUACUAAGGAUGGUGGGCCUGGGUUUCUGGCCUCAUCCGAGCACUCAUUUCCUGGUGGGCACAGAAUAACCACCAACCAUGGAGUUCGUCUGUCAUGUUUGUCCACUUAAGAAACGUUUCAUUCUGGAUUUCUUUCCAAUGAACACCCCAGGCACUGAGGCUACCGCGUUCCCUCAGUCCCAGGCCUUGCCUUCGUAAUCCCUCCCUAAUGGGCGAGCACGGAGGCUGUUAGGCUCAUGUCAUGCAAGACCAUCUCCCACCUUUUUGUAUUUUCUCUCCCUAAAAGCAGCCUAACAGGGUAAUACUACGCUGGGCCAAUAGGAGCACUUGUGUUUUGGUAAAGUAUUGUAAUUAUCUGAGGCUGCCCUCAACUCUUGUAAUCAUUCUUUCAUCAUUUAUUCAUUCGUUUGUUCAUUCUGACGCAUUGGUUGAGGGCCUGCUCUGCGAGUGAAGGCCAGCUGCAGGCUUUGGGAGUUGGCUGUGGCCGAGGAGCCCUGGGAGUGCAGCUGAUGGACCGGGUGCCAAAGGCGCCCUAAGUGGAGUGACGGAGCCAACGGGUUCUGCUGAUUCGGCCAAGUCCUCUUGAGCAUGUGUGUCCUGGAAACCAAAAGUGUCCUUCUUCACCUCCGGAGGCGCUUUCCUCUCCGUCCACUUUUCCAGACUACGCUGUUUCUAUACUUAGGGCUUGAAAAGGUGGUCAUCCAUGCUGGCAGGAGAUGGAUGUGGGGAUUUGCGGGGGGGCGGGGGGCAUUUGAGAGAAAAAUUGUCAUCCCUCUAGCUAUCAUGAGAAACAGGAGCAGCAUGUGAAGGACGGCAGUGGCUGCCUUCAGGAAAAUGGAGCAGAGGAGAGCUGUGAGCAAAACUCAUUCACAUCAAAUAAACAUGUUUUUCAAUAGAUUGACAUCUGAUGUUACCUUUCAUUCUGAUAAAAUUACUGGUCAGCUGAAGUUAGUUUCCUGAAGUUGUAAUUGUUGGAUGCAAAGAUAAUUAGUGUUUCUGGUUGGAAUUUUGACAUAAUCUGCAAAUGACAAGCACAGUUUCUAUAAAACACAUAUUCUGUGAGGUGGGUUGAACUUUGUAUCAUUUGGGAUUGACCAGAGCAAAAUUUGCUGACUAACCAGUGCCUGUGUCCUAACCACAAACACAAAAGGGAGCUGUUACUGUGCAGGCUAAGUUCCUAAAGGGUGCAUUGUUGCCAAACCUGCAGGAGUAUUUUGGGGUAAACGCUGUGUUUUUAUUUUGGUUGAGUAGUCAGCCGCAUUGCCUUCGGCUCAGCGCCCAGAGGUGUGUCUUGCAGCUGCACGGGGAGCCUGAGCAGCCAUGCUUCACCCCGGACACAGGACCGCUCUGCAUGGCCUGCAGCUCCCCCAGAAGCAUGCUCUCACUACCUAUGCAAAGCAUCUCCUAAGCAACGUCCACUACACUAAAUACGCUUUUUUAAAGGCAACUCUUAGGUUAUGGAGCUCUAUUUUCGAAUUUGUAAUUAUUAAAUGUGGUCUAAGUGUAGAAGAGCACGGAUGUGGUCUCUGCUUUGCACAUGUUUCCCUCAGCCAACUUUUUUGAUCAUUGGUGAGACUGUGUAAAGUAAGUAUUUGCAAGCAGGAGUGGGUGGGGAUGUUGAACACUGGUUUAUAUACUGUAUUUAGCUUGAAGACUUUCGUAAAGUAUAGGGAUGUUCUAAAAAUAACCUGCCAUUUUCUAUAGAUUUUAAUUGUUUAUAUCUUCUAGGGUUCUAUCGUGGUCACAAGGAGAGGACGUGGCUCCUAGUAGUGCUAACGAUUUUAAAUGCUUUUUUAGAGACUUAGAGCUACUAUUACAGAGAACUUUGAGCUCCCCAACCAUUGGUCACAUGAAGAGUAAGCUCGUGGGAUUAUGGUGGCUUCGGAGGGUGGGUUAGGGUGUAGAUCCAUCUCACGUUUGUUUUAACCUGGUGUUUCCCAGUUUGGGGGAGAGAUCCAUGAUAGACGAGGGAGGCUCCUUCCCCUCACACAGAUGUCCCCGAUUCCACGGAGCCUCUUCUGCGAUCUGGACACCAGUGUUAGUGAGACUUGUCUAGGGAACUUUGAAGCACCCAGGCCCCGCCCCCUCGCACACUCUGUAGUCAGUGUGGUCGGCUCAGGUCGGCACACGUGGAUUAAAGCUCCAGGUGUGUCUGAAGUGCGGAGUUGAGGAGCCCUGCCCAGAGCCAGGGCAGAGCCCCAGAUUUUGAUAGAAUGAUGGUUGGUUUCUUUGUAAUAAUUAUAAUAGCAAACACUAGGCUGCCCCCAAAUUCCUUGUUUAGCUCAUUCUCUACUUGUCUAGAAUGUAAUUUCAGGAAGUAUUUUUAAAUUUAAAAAUGAAUGUGAAGCAUUUUUAUUUGGAAUCUUUUUUUUUGUAACCCUCAUUGGUAUUUUUUCAUAUAAUUUUAAUAAAUCAGAUAAUGCUCAUCCAAAAGUUUGGCUGCAUACAUUACGGUGGAGGCCAGUGGGAUGGAGUUAAUCUGGUGAGCUGAGUGCGUGCCAAGGACUUCAGAGAGUCCCCAUGCGCCUCGGGUGGUCAUCUCACCAUUGCCACCCGCGAGAAAGAGACUCUUAGUUCCCCUGGAGUUGGCGUUUCAAGGCACAGAUAGCAAGCCGCAGGCUGGCGGGUCCUGGGCGAGGCGGAGCGGUGAGGCCGGCUCCGUGGAGGAAGGUGAUGGGAGUCCCCCAGGUGCUACUCUGCCUCACCUCUGGUUAAAACUGAACUCCGGCCCUCAGCGCUGGUUUCUCACGGGACACGCUCGGGCUGCACCCGGGCUGCUGUCCUGGGAGCUGCCGUCACAGACUCGGGCGGCUCGGCAUCCUCCACGCGCGCUCAGGGCCGAGUUCCUGUGGCCCUGCCGUCGCGGGAAGUGGGGGCUUCCGGGGGCGGAGAAGUGUGUCAGACCUUUUCAGUUAUUUUAGAGCAAGUGCAUGCGAUGUGCCACUGACUUCUGUUAUUUAUUUGUGUGUCUUAUUCUUCAAGGUGAUGCACUUUUAAGAAGCAGAAUUUAUAUUUUUAUGUUUAAAUUUUAUUUCUGGAACAGCAGUUGAUUAUAUUGCAUACAGUUGGAAUUAAGAGAAAAGUGAAAAUGUAACAAAAUACAAUAAAUUUAUUACACGA
This is a messenger RNA of Myotis daubentonii (Daubenton's bat), 9770 nucleotides long. RefSeq names its product ubiquitin specific peptidase 31 (gene USP31). Gene Ontology annotation, molecular function: cysteine-type deubiquitinase activity. Gene Ontology annotation, biological process: protein deubiquitination. Lineage: Eukaryota; Metazoa; Chordata; Mammalia; Chiroptera; Vespertilionidae. The record is from RefSeq and is a predicted model, not a curated record.